AUGUCAAAACAGAAACCACAAUCAACAUAUCAGUGUGAUAUCUGUAAAAAGACUUUCAAUCAGAAAUGUAGUCUACCGACUCACAGGCGUAUUCAUACAGGAGAUAAACCAUUUCACUGUGAUAUCUGUGGUAAAUCAUUCUCUCAAAAAGUUAUCUUAGUUAAACACAUUCGUAUUCAUACAGGGGAGAAGCCAUUUCACUGUGAUAUUUGUGGUAAAUCAUUCUCGCAAAACGAUUACUUGACCAAACACAAACGUGUUCAUACAGGGGAGAAGCCAUUUCGCUGUGAUAUUUGUGGUAAUUCAUUCUCUCAGGGAACUGCCUUAACAGUACACACGCGUAUUCAUACAGGAGAGAAGCCAUUUCGCUGUGAUAUCUGUGGUAAUUCAUUCACUGCAAGUAGCAAUUUGGCUGUACAUAAACAUAUUCAUACAGGGGAGAAGUCAUUUCGCUGUGAUUUCUGUGGUAAAUCAUUCUCGCAAAACGAUCACUUGACUAAACACAAACGUGUUCAUACAGGGGAGAAGCCAUUUCGCUGUGAAUUCUGUGGUAAAUCAUUCUUGCAAAAGAAUCACUUGACCAAACACAAACGUGUUCAUACAGGGGCGAAGCCAUUUCGCUGUGAUUUCUGUGGUAAAUCAUUCUUGCAAAACGAUCACUUGACCAAACACAAACGUGUUCAUACAGGGGAGAAGCCAUUUCGCUGUGAUAUUUGUGGUAAUUCAUUCUCUCAGCGAACUGCCUUAACAGUACACACGCGUAUUCAUACAGGAGAGAAGCCAUUUCGCUGUGAUAUCUGUGGUAAUUCAUUCACUGCAAGUAGCAGUUUGGCUGUACAUAAACGUAUUCAUACAGGGGAGAAGUCAUUUCACUGUGAUUUCUGUGGUAAAUCAUUCUCGCAAAACGAUCACUUGACCAAACACAAACGUGUUCAUACAGGGGAGAAGCCAUUUCGCUGUGAUAUUUGUGAUAAAUCAUUCUCUCAAAAACGUAGCUUAACUAACCAUAUGUCUAACCAUACAAAAGUCUGACUCUGUCAUUCUCAAAAUUCAUUGCAUCUUUAACUGGUUAAGGUGUCUCUUAUUUUCGAAAUGUUGUCCUUUAAUUAAGUACAUCAUGUUACCUUACCCUCUGGUCACACAGUCAUCCUCCCAACCUUCUUUACCAUGUUUGUACAUUUUAAAAUGAACUUUAUCUCUGACUUCAAAAUGUUUUGUAAUAUUUCUUGUAUUACCUUCAAAUGUUUUUUUCAUCUUUGCUUCAUAUGUAUGUUAUCCUGGCAAUAAUUUAUCGAAGAUCGAUUUUAUUUUAUGCACAAACAUGAACUCUGCUGGUGACUUCCCUGCAUUAAGUAUUUGGAUUUCAUUAGUGCUACCUCAUUAUCUCACUUGAUCCUAUCUUUUCUUAGAGCCCUUUUAAACGUGUCGAUGAAUCUCUGUGCCUACCCAUUUGACCUCGGGUGGUAGUACAGGGUAAACAUGUUCUUUAUGGCAUGUAUUUUGCAGAAAUUUCUUAAUUCAUAUCGUGUGAAUUGUGUUCCAUUAUGUGAAACUAACGUGUCUGGAACACCGUAUCAAGCAAAUAACUCGAGUAGGGACUUUGUUUUUGUCUCUGGAUAAAAUUUACAUAACUGUAAAUGAAUGCAUUUUUUGUCCAUUAAUUUCUCAGAAAUGCAAACAAGAUUUUCAGUCAGCAUGCAAAAACUACAUCAAAUCUACAGGUUUUGAAAAUAAUCUGGUGAAAAUUUGAAAAAUACUUGCAAUGUUUGAAAUUGAUUUAUUGAGAAUUUAAUGAGAUCCCAAUAAUGAUCAAUUUAAGGUAGCAUGGUAUACGACUGUCUUGAUAUCAAUAUGCCAUGGCGUGUUGGGUCACAACCUCUCCAACUGGAAAAUGUUGAUGCACGCAAUAAACAUCUUAAAUAAUGUGGUUCUCCUACUUUUGCUGUGACAACAUAAACAUGACAGAGUGUUUCUUUUUUGAAAACAUUCAAAUGGCCUUCGAUUUUUUUGCCUUGCUUUCUUCUUUGCUGUUCUUUGUUCCUACUGUUCCAAGCAAAAUACAUGGGUGCUUCAGCUUAAAAUACUGUUUCUAACAAAGUCAUUGUUCGUUUUCAUAUGUCAUGCAUUGACAGCCAUAUAUAUCCUCAUUAUUUCUGAGCAAUAUUCUUUGUUCAUCUGGUAGAUGAAAUUUCAGUCUUACUAUUCCAGAUACUCUUUCAUGAACUGAAAAUCCUAAAAUGGAUGCAACAGCUUCAGAUUAUCCAAUAUACCUACCCCUUAGAUGUCGACUAAUUUCAUUAUCAUUAUUUGAACAGCAGCUGAGCCAUUCCCUUUCAGUGUGUACUUGAUGAUAUACUUAUUUUACCUCACUCUGGCAAAGAUUUCAACAUUGCAGUGGCAUUUGAAUGCUCUUAAAAGAGUUUCAUUAUAAGAUACAACCCAUUUGUUGUUUGUUUUUCUAUUCUUGUGUGAUUUCAACUCCUCCCAUUGCAACUGAUCUUCAUUUGUAAAGAGAUAAUCUUUUUUUCUGCCUUUUGAUUAAGAUGGUAAAGAUUACUAUUUUAUUUUAAAUAAAAUCUUAAAAUUAC
Molecule: messenger RNA, 2588 nt
Organism: Octopus bimaculoides (California two-spot octopus)
Lineage: Eukaryota; Metazoa; Mollusca; Cephalopoda; Octopoda; Octopodidae
Biological process (GO): regulation of transcription by RNA polymerase II
Molecular function (GO): RNA polymerase II cis-regulatory region sequence-specific DNA binding; DNA-binding transcription factor activity, RNA polymerase II-specific
Source: RefSeq, a predicted model, not a curated record